This is a messenger RNA of Geodia barretti, 840 nucleotides long. Lineage: Eukaryota; Metazoa; Porifera; Demospongiae; Tetractinellida; Geodiidae. The record is from the annotation of a GenBank genome assembly.
AUGUUAAACUUCCGCUCAAUCGAUCCGCUCAUAGAAUUAGCCUUCGAAGAGGAUAUCGGUAUUGGCGAUAUUACGACUGAAUCCACAGUUGCCCCGUUACAGCAGGGGUUAGGUACAAUCCUCACCGAAACUGAAGGCGUAAUUGCUGGACUGCCGAUUGCGCAGCGUGUUUUUGAAAAGCUUGAUCCGGAUCUUAAUUUCCAGAUGCUUGUUGCUGACGGUGAUUCCGUCGGAAGCGUGACACCAAUUGCAACGGUGGAAGGGAGCGCGAAAUCUAUCCUCACCGGUGAGCGUAUUGCGCUCAAUUUUCUACAACGCCUUUCAGGAACUGCCACACUGACCGCGCGGUUUGUUGCUGCUACAGCCCAAUACGAUGUCAAAAUCAUCGAUACCCGAAAGACCACCGCCGGCUGGCGAACGCUACAAAAGUACGCGGUUCGUGUCGGCGGCGGAGAAAACCACCGCUUCGGGCUUUACGAUGGCGUACUGAUUAAGGACAAUCACAUUGUCGCUGCUGGGGGAGUUGCAAAGGCAAUCGAACGGGCACGGUCGGCUGUACCUCACACAAUGAAGAUCGAAGUUGAGGUUGAGACACUCGACCAAGUCGCAGAAGCGCAGGCGGCAGGCGCGGACAUCAUAUUGCUCGACAACAUGCCGGUCAAUUUUAUGAAGGCUGCUGUUGGAGAAAUUGAUGAGAACGUUCUCACUGAAGCAUCAGGGGGGAUUACAUUAGAUCAGGUCGAAGCCGUUGCGGCGACGGGGGUAAACUUUAUCUCCGUCGGUGCGUUGACGCAUUCAGCGAUGCCGUUGGAUAUUCGUUUGGACUUGGAGAUGAAAUAA